AUGUAUAGUAUGAUUUUAUUUCCAUUAUAUUCUUUAUCUCCUUCAAUAUUACCUGGAAUUAAUUUUUCAAUUGAACAAAUAGUUCAUGUUUGUCAAAUAUUAGAAGAAAAUGGGGAUAUUAAUAGAUUAGGAAGAUUUAUUUGGUCAUUACAAAUUUCACCUUCUUCACUUAAUUUAUUAAAUCAAUAUGAAACUAUUUUACGUGCACGUACUAUUGUUGCAUUUCAUUUAGGAAAUUAUCAAGAAGUUUAUUAUUUAUUAGAAAAUCAUAAAUAUAAACGUGAUUAUCAUAAAAAAUUACAAGCUAUUUGGAUCGAAGCACAUUAUCAACAAGCUGAAACAUUACGUGGAAGACCAUUAGGACCAGCGAAUAUAAAUAUU
Molecule: messenger RNA, 381 nt
Organism: Rotaria sp. Silwood2
Lineage: Eukaryota; Metazoa; Rotifera; Eurotatoria; Philodinida; Philodinidae
Source: the annotation of a GenBank genome assembly